AUGCGUACUUGGUAUGGAAGCGGUCGGUCCCUUCAGGAUGCUGUCACAUCUUGCUGUCUAGUGGCUUUUAUUUUCUUUGGUUAUGACCAAGGAGUCUUCAGUGGCAUUGUUAGGAAUGAAGAACGGAGGAAACAAGUCGGUUAUCCUGAUGACUCGGAAGAGGGUAUCAUUGUUACCCUAAGCCCUAAAGCCCUUUAUUCCGAAGUCUUGUUCGCCGCUGUCGGCAUUGUCGUAGCAUACUGGUUCGACAUGUCCUUCGUCGGCGGACCUAUCGUCUGGCGACUACCUAUUGCCAUGCAAAUCAUUUUUGCCAUCUUGGUUAUCGUGUUGAUAUUUGGCCUACCCGAGUCCCCUCGAUGGCUCGUGAAUCACGGACAGGAACAAGAAGCCAUGGAAGUUCUAUGUGCUGUAUAUGAUCGUGAGCCAUAUGACGAUUUCAUCGUCAAUGAGCGUGGAGGGACCAUGUCUGCUAUUGAAAUAAAAGAUGCGUCUUUCUGGAAGAUCUUCCGGAAUGACGAAGUGAAGAUUGGCCAACGAGUGCUCCUCGCUUGGGGCAUACAGCUCAUGAACCAGGUUGGUGGAAUCAACUUGGUCAUAUACUUCGUACCGCAACCUGCAUCUUGA
Messenger RNA from Penicillium soppii, 624 nucleotides. Its product is annotated as Major facilitator superfamily domain general substrate transporter. Gene Ontology annotation, molecular function: carbohydrate:proton symporter activity. The record is from RefSeq and is a predicted model, not a curated record. Bases 1 to 624 code for a protein of 207 amino acids. The transcript has 3 exons. NCBI's taxonomy places the organism in Eukaryota, Fungi, Ascomycota, Eurotiomycetes, Eurotiales, Aspergillaceae. Gene Ontology annotation, biological process: carbohydrate transport; transmembrane transport. Gene Ontology annotation, cellular component: membrane.